Messenger RNA from Bacillus rossius redtenbacheri, 4798 nucleotides. RefSeq lists its product as uncharacterized. The transcript is spliced from 5 exons. The record is from RefSeq and is a predicted model, not a curated record. NCBI's taxonomy places the organism in Eukaryota, Metazoa, Arthropoda, Insecta, Phasmatodea, Bacillidae. Bases 397 to 4329 code for a protein of 1310 amino acids.
GACGCAGCUGGGGCCUCUUUCGAUCAGCCAGCCGCGGAGUGGCGGGAUUGAGUUACGAGGCCGGCGCUGGAGGGCCCCGCGAGUUAACGACUUUCGCAGCCCCUUUCAGGCGAGCGAAUUAUCCGUCGCGGUUUGCACCCCCACAUCCCCCCAUACACACCCUGGAACUAUCCGUCUUCCCGGGCGCGCGCGGCGGCGGCCCGCAGGAACAAAUGAAGCGCGAAGCCCCUGUUCCCGCCCACGGGCCACGAUGGCGGUAUAAGUACGGCGCGUCGCAGCGACGCCGGGCAGAAGAGUGCUUCACCCCGUGUCUCGCGCCGGCCUCUGACGCUCCAUACGGCCAGAAGCUCCCGGCAACCACAGGCGACCAGGACCGUGCUGCGCUCCGCCGGGGACAUGAGGAAGUCGCGGCUGAAGGUCCUGCCGGCGCGCUGCCUCACCAGGCUGGGCUUCCUGCUGCUGUACCUGGCGUGCCCCGUCAUCGGCGACGAGAGCCGAGCCCGCCCGAGCCCCUCCGAGGACCUUCUGUCGCGGCGCCUCAGUGCUCCGGACAACCCAGGCGACGAAGAAACUGCCGACCAUCCUGGAUGUCAAGAGAGGCCCCACCCUCGUCUCGCCCUGCUAGCGGCGACUUGCGAGACUUCGGAACAUGUGGGAAAACACUGCACUUACAUGGACGCAAAUUGCACAGACAUUGUGUCUGGUGCUUCGACACCUAUCAAGGUCGAACACGAUUCGAGUUUUGAUAGACUUCUCGCUUCUACCGAUACUAGAAUGGGAUAUUCUGAAUAUACUGCCCCUCAAAUUAACAUCGAUCUAGAUGAUUUCGGUAAAAUUUGCGAGAUUCGCAAGUUACCGCUUUUGAAACCAGCACAAAAAAUAUCUUCAAAUGGGUACCAAGAAAGUACGGCAGUUGAUAAUGGAGCAGAAAGUUUUCAGACCAGACCCAGGAUGUUUAGAGACAAAACUAGUUUUCUUUUAAAGAGAGUAACCUCAAAGAGUCAAGUGCGGCGACAAUCUCUCAAUGCAGCUGAUGAGAGAAGGGUGUCUCGUAAAGUAGCUAUACUCAGGAAAUAUACUGACAGCCAUCCGGAUACCAGGCGAACAAAGGCCAUGAGGACUGAUGCUAGAAUCCUCACCUUAAGAAGAGCAGCACGAAACAUACUUCCAGAAAACAGGAGGACUUUAAGAUACACCAGACUGGCAGCUGCAGAACCGCGACUUGACAUUAUAAGGGCAAAAUUAACUUCUUAUGAUUCACGACGCGAAAGAAGGGUGUCAACAUUUUCCUCUGAAAACCGAAGGUUUUCUCGCGAUAGUCCACACAGCAGAAUCUCUCGUACGAACAGAAGGAGAGAUACUUCUUUGCCUAAUGCCCGAAGACUGAAUGUCAUAACAUCUCCGAAAAGAACGAGUCCUGUAAAUAUCUAUAGAGAUGCUAGAAUUAUAACCAGUACAAACAAAAGAAUUAAUAGGGACUCAAACGAAUCAAGAAGAAAUUUCAAAGCAACCAACUCUCGUAAUACAAAUGUGUUAGCGAGAAGUGCUUCACGAGAAAGCUCUACAAAUAGAAGGACAUCGGUAAACAUUUUCAAAGUACCUAGCUUAAGUAUGGAUACACCUUUGUACGAAAGACACCUUAUAAAAUAUUUCGACAAAGGUAGUACAAAAAAUACUGUUGCAUCAGCUAGGAUAUCAAGUGAUGCGAUUUCUACACGGAUCAACUCUGAAACGAAUACUAACAUAAGAUCAACAAUUUUCAGAGAUGGUUUAAGUAGCAGAAGACGAUCAACUGAAAUACGUAAAGAGCGAAGUCCUGUUCGCAAGGCUGCUGAUCUAACUCAAACAAGACAUCUAAUUCGCACAUUUCCAUUAGCAAGGAGAGUUUCUAACGUUUUUGUGUACAGAAAAAUUUCUAGAACCCUAUUUGAAAGCCCGAGGAUAUCUAACGAUUUCCAUGUAAGGCGAAGAAAGGUACGUGAAGAAUUUCGAGCAGGGAAAUACUCGUCUAGAUAUGUUUCUGGUACAAGAUGGAUCUCCAGAACUCAACCGACAAACAGAAAGCUUUCUUUGGCACUGCCUUCAACACAAACCAUUUCUCGAGAAACAUCCUUAACAGAAAACAAUAUUUUUGCUACCCGAAGUACGAGAAGGCUAUCGUUGGCUAGGACUUCGUCAACAAGAACUUCUGUUGGAACUAUUUCUUUGAAAAGAAGAACCGAGGAACCUCUUGCCACUAAAAGAUUUAGUCGUGAAUUAUCACUAACGAGAAAGAAUCCUGCAGACAUUUCUGAGUCUAGAAAAAUCUAUGCAUCCAGAUAUUCAAACAUUAGAAAGAGAAGUAUUGUAGGCAUAUCUAAUUCCAGAAGUAUUUCUAUUCCCAAAUCUUCAAGCACUGUGUCAUCUGCUGAAAUAACUCAAAAAAGAGGACUGGUUCGUUCAGUGUCACUAGCCAGAGAUGUUCGUGUGUCAUAUUCGAGAAGGGUUUCCAGUCUCUUAAACGAGAUUUAUUCUAAGCCACCUGAGGUACGCAGUUCAGAGCGUGGAACAUCUGUAGCAAGAAGAUUUUCUCCAGACUCCAUUAAUAAAAAAACAAUCUUCCGAACCACCAUAAGCAAUAGAAUGUCGUUUGCACUACCCGAAACAAGAAGAAUAACUCGUGAAUUUUCACCAGCGAGACAAUAUUCCUCAUAUGUGCGUGAAAGAAAUGUGUCAAUCCUCGUAAGACGCAAUCAUUCUUUCAACACUGUUAAUUCAAGAAGUAGGAGGCUGGCUAUUGGCACAACAAAAACUUCGCAUAAAAUUCAAAAUAAAAGAUCUUCCAUGAAUAUCUCUGGAAGGAACAGAUUAGCCUCCGAGCGAUUGUCAAUACAUAGGAUGUUACGUGCAGAUUUGCCAUACAGCUUGAACUCUCUCACAUCUACCCGCAUUUCAAACUCUGCGAAUAGAAGAAUUUCACGGAGGAAGGCAGAUUUUAAACAAUUACCUGUAGCAGAAUUCACAAGGCAAGGCAUUUUUACGAAUGAAUAUAGAACAGGAAUUAUUUCCAGGAAGAUAUUUAUGGAAAGAAGACUUUCUUCAACCAUGUCGAAAGCUCAAAAAUAUACUCGAGUGAGAAGAAUUUCUUCAGCUACCAAUGAGAAGAAAGGAUUGAUUCGAAACAUACCUGCUUACAGAAAAUAUUCUAACGAUGAUACCUACACUAGGAGGACCUCCAUAGACAGGUCACUUUCCAUAAAAUUAAGAACCGAACAACAAAGAAUUUUCAAAACCUCCCUAUCCAGACGAUACUCUGCAAACAAUCUUGAUAAGAUAACAACAAAGUUAUCGAAGACAAGGACAGAAUCGAAUUUCGCAAAGUAUUUACCUGAUGUAUACAGAACACGGAGGAAGUAUGAGAACAGUAACACACGAAGAUUUAAUAAUAAACCGUCGUUUAGUAAUAGAAGCACACUGCAGAUAAACAAUAUUGAAGACUUCUCAGCCAGAAUUAACGUUAUGACUACCACAAAAAUGACAGAAUUUGAUCUAAUGGAGCAUUCUGUCCACAGAACAACUUUCAGCACACAAGUGUUUUCUCUUCAGUUGCCUUCUUCUCAGUGGUUACCAGAGUUCACAAUGAAGGGCGAAUAUGAGGUCUUGUAUCAGUCAGUACUGCCGAAUCAGAUGUGCAUGGUUAAAAAUCAAUCCACAGAUGCAUUACCUUUAGGAAGAAAAAAUGUCAUCAUUAAUUAUAACGAAAAAAGCAAUUUAUGCAUACACGAUAAUUUAUUUAUUAGAGAGACGCACCCGAAAUCUCACCAAGCAGACCAAAUUUCUCAACAAAAUAUCGUCGAUUUUGUUUCUCGCCAUGUUUCCAGUGAUAAGGAUGAAACUACGGCUAUAUCGCCAUGGCAUAGUAACGCUGACAGUAUCUCUGAAAACUUCACUCUGGCCAAGGUCCCCAAAGACAUUUCGACAAAAGAAUUUAGCAUAGAACAAAACGAAAAUGCAAAAAUGAUUGUUAACGCUGAAACAGAGAAGGGGUAUUCAGUCAUAUCCAGCAUUCGAAAUUUGUUAGUUAUGCCGUUGGCUGUGAAGAUAUCUAAUUUAGAAUUCUUGGGAAAAGUCUGCAACUUUAUGUUAAACUACAAAAUUUUUGCAGAAAUAAAGGAGCAGUUUUCCCGGCUCAACAACGUACAGUUAUUGAAGAAUCCAUUUGUACCUGAAGAGGGAGGAAUCAAAAUGUCUACAAUGCUUCCUAAUGACAAGACUACCGGGCCUGGGCUAGCGGAUGGUGUUCUGGUCGGAGCCGCACUACUGCUGUUCGCUGCUACGAGGAGCAAGUAACCAAACACCACACACGAAUAUCGGUCGAAAAAAAGGCAGCCCCCGCCAUACGCCCCUGGCUUCUACGAUUAAUGAUUCGCGAGAUAUGUAUAUAUUUAGAAGUAGCACAAUAAGUUAGUACUAUAUUUUUAUGUAGGCAUGUACAGUUUUACUCUGUGAGCUUUCUGAUGUAGCCUAGUCAUAGUACCCAUAAAAAUGUUGCUAUUAUUUCACAUAAUGCGUUCAUUGUAUCAUUACUUUAUAUAGGGCCACUAUGUAUUAUUGCAUAUCAUAAUUUUAGAACAUUUAAGAAUAUUAUUUUUUAAGAAUCGAUAAAUGUAAUAGAAGAUAGCAAAAAUGUUCUUAUUUAAAACUGUUUUAAUAUAAUAUUUUUAUUAAUAACACCAUAUUUCUCAUAUUUCUUAGCAUUAUACUCAAAAUAUUGUAUUUUUAUUAUUCAAUUACAUUGUAAAAUUAUGUUAGUCAAUAA